AUGAAACUCGAAAAGACAUUUAGUCUCGAUGUGGGAUACCCCAUCUACGGGGCCAAGUUCUUGAACGACAACCUUUUGUUGGUCACCGGCGGCGGCGGCGAGGGCAGCAACGGCAUUCCCAAUAAGCUCACCGCCAUCCGUGUCAACUUUGACAAGCCCAAAGUCUUGAAAAAGUACCGUGAGAUUCAAUUUCCCGACCACGAGGAUUCGCCGAUGAGUAUUGAUGCUACAAACGAUGUAGUCCUCGUGGGCGUCAACCAGUCGAGCGCCAGCAUUGCCGCAGGGGUCAACAAGCACCUCAAGAAGUUCACCUUCAAAGAUGCCCACUUGCAGUUCGUUGAAGAAGCCCAAAUCUACACGAGCAGAGAUGUUGGCGUCUACCAAAAGUGCACGUACCUCUCGCCCGAUGCAUCUUCGGCAGCCAUCUCCACCUCUGCCGAAAAGGGGAUCAUCUAUCUCCUCAGUAACAGGGGAAGGGCCUUGGAAUUGGAACACGAGGUUGACACUGGUGGCGAUGUCAAGGAUAUGCACUUCAGUCCAGACGGGAAGGCGUUGGCAUACGUUACGGCUAACUCCUUGGAAAUUGUCUCGCCCAUCACCGGAAACUCCAUCAUGCGCAUCCCCGAGUUCAAGGACUGGGCCUUGUCCAAGAUCCGGUUCAUUGACAACGAUCGGAUUGUGAUCGGCGCAGCGUUGAAGAAAGGUGAAGGUAUCGUGGUGGCACACAUCUCUGUGCCCAAAAAGAAGGUUCUCAAGUCCCGCGUGGUAUCUAAGAAGAUCAAGGGCAUCACCUCUAUGGACUAUGCUGAGGGUCUUGUGGCGCUUGCUGGGAGUGACUCCUCUGUCACACUAUUGAAAGUGGAGGAAUUGCAGAGCGUUCAUGUUUUCCCGAAGGUGCACAAUUUUGCCAUCACCCGCGUCGCCUUUUCGCCAAGUGGCAAAUAUUUGGUCAGUACCUCUGCAGCAAAAACUGUGCAGAUCGUAGAGUUGCCAAAAGGUAUCUCUACGUCGGUAUCAAUCAUCUGGCGUAUCCUCAACGCCAUAUACAACUUUGCGUUUAUCGCGUUAUUGGCGGUCGUCGUGCAGUACAUUUAUGCCAAUGGCCACUAUGAACCGGUAAUCGAGUACUUGAAGAAGAAU
Babjeviella inositovora NRRL Y-12698 is the source of this 1140-nucleotide messenger RNA. RefSeq names its product Sec12p (gene SEC12). The transcript has a single exon. Gene Ontology annotation, biological process: protein secretion. Gene Ontology annotation, molecular function: GTPase activator activity; guanyl-nucleotide exchange factor activity; protein binding. Gene Ontology annotation, cellular component: endoplasmic reticulum membrane. The annotation marks the transcript as partial. Lineage: Eukaryota; Fungi; Ascomycota; Pichiomycetes; Serinales. The record is from RefSeq and is a predicted model, not a curated record.